Dendronephthya gigantea is the source of this 2685-nucleotide messenger RNA. RefSeq names its product myotubularin-related protein 8-like. NCBI's taxonomy places the organism in Eukaryota, Metazoa, Cnidaria, Anthozoa, Malacalcyonacea, Nephtheidae. The record is from RefSeq and is a predicted model, not a curated record. Gene Ontology annotation, biological process: dephosphorylation. Bases 186 to 2237 code for a protein of 683 amino acids. Gene Ontology annotation, molecular function: metal ion binding; phosphatase activity. The transcript is spliced from 16 exons.
UAUUAUUCAACACGAGUUACAAGAAUUCCUUCGAAAUUACGAAAUAACAUCAAUAUGGCGAAAUUUUUGUAAAAUUUUUCACUUUCUUCGCAUUUUCAGCUAAAAUUUAUUUUGUAUUAUGGAUUUAUUUCAUUAUAAUAAUCAUGGAUUACUAAACUAAAGAAUGCUUUUGAGGAACUUCAAGCAUGGAUUCCAUAAAAACUACCCAGGUGGAAAAUGUUCGCCUUAUCGAUCGGCAUCAGAAUCAAAAAGCUACAAGUGGUACAUUAUAUGUAACAGCAACACAUCUUAUUUUUGUUGACCCAGCUGGAAAACGUGAAAGAUGGAUAAUUCAUCAUCACAUUCAAGUGGUUGAGAAGUUACCUCUCUCUACUGUUGGUUCACCUUUACGUAUCUCCUGCAAGAAUUUCCUGACUGUGACCUUCGUCAUUCCCAGGGAACGGGAGUGUCAAGAUGUAUAUUCAACCCUCUUGGAACUUUCUACACCAGAUAAACUUGAGCAACUCUAUGCAUUUUCAUACAACCCAAUGGAUGACAAAAUUAGUAGUUCAGCUGGAUGGGUGUUAUAUGAUGCAAGAUUGGAAUUUAGUAGAAUGGGAAUUUCUGCUGACACUUGGCAAGCAUCAGAUCUUAAUGAAGAAUUUAAGCUGUGCGAUACAUAUCCAAGAAUUUUAUUUUUGCCUGCAUCAGCCAGCAAAGAAACGGCAAUAGGAAGUGCCAUGUUCCGCAGUAGAAAUCGUCUUCCUACUCUCUCUUACUAUCAUAAAACUACAAAGGCAGCCAUUUGUCGCUCGAGUCAGCCUUUAUCAGGAUUGAAUGCUCGUUCUUUGGAUGAUGAACAAAUGGUUAAUGCUAUUCUUAAGUCAAACAAAAAUGCAAAACAAUUAUAUAUUGUUGAUACAAGACCAAAGAUAAACGCCAUGGCUAAUAGAGCUGCUGGAAAAGGAUACGAAAAUACAGAAUUUUACGAGAAUGUAGAGUUUCAAUUUCUAGGGAUUGAAAAUAUCCAUGUGAUGCGACAGAGCCUUCAAAAGUUAGUUUACGCGUGUGGUGAGAGACAAAGUGGAGAUACUUUCUUAGAUAGUAUCGACAAUAGUAGUUGGUUAAAACAUAUAAAGUGCGUUCUGGAUACGUCAUACUUUAUUGCUAAGGCUGUUAAUGACGAGAGAAAAAGCGUAUUGGUUCAUUGCAGUGAUGGUUGGGACAGAACUGCACAGACCUGCUCCAUUGCCAGUAUAUUACUAGAUCCUUUCUUUAGGACCAUCCAUGGUUUACAGGUUCUUAUUGAAAAAGAAUGGCUGUCAUUUGGGCACAAGUUCGUUGACAGAUGUGGUUUUCUACGAAGUGACGGGAAGGAAGUGUCGCCUGUAUUCACACAAUUCUUAGAUGGAGUCUGGCAAUUGCAACAACAAUUUCCAUUUGCUUUUCAAUUUAACGAAAGAUUUUUGCUUACUAUUCAUGAUCACGUUCAUUCAUGUCAGUUCGGGACGUUCCUUGGAAACUGUGAGAAAGAAAGACGCGAUUUGAGUUUAUCGGAGAAAACGUAUUCCUUGUGGGGCUACAUGUGGCAAAAUGUGAAUGAUUUUGUUAAUCCUUUGUUUAACGAAACGAAAACACAAUUUCUGAGACCGAGGACUUCUCCUCAAUACAUCAGAUUUUGGAGGGCAAUGUAUAAUCGUCACGAGAAUAGUAUGCAUUCACGAGAAACUGUGACCGAUGCCAUCACAAGUUUAGUAGAUCAAAAUGAUUCUAUCCAAGAUCAUAUCUCUUUACUAACCAAGAGAAUUGAAUUAAUGAAAAUCAUUCUUGAAGAAGGAGGUAAUGACAGUGAUCUACAUAAUGGCCCCGAGAAAAAUUCAGAUGAAGUUGAAGUUUCAAAAGAUACGAAAAACGAGGAAUCAACAUCAACAUCAACAGAAAACAAAUGUCUCAGUUCCAUAGUUCAAAAAGAGUUAAGACGACAGGGAAUAUCAUUAAAUGACUUAGUUAGCGAUAACCCGCGUCUGUCAUUAGACUGGCGUUCAUUUCGUGGAGUAACCCAAUGUUCCUGUGCUUCACCGAUAGACACGUUAACCAGGAAGUAUCAUUGUUGGAACUGCGGUGAAGUGUUUUGUCGCAGAUGCAUCGACUAUCAGACAUCUCUUCCAGGACAUUACUCGGAAAAUAAAGUUCCAGUUUGUAAAAGUUGUUUUAAGAAAAUAGCAAAGAAACCGAACAAGACGCUGAACGCCACGUAAAGCCUCCAUUGGAAAUCAUUGCUUAUCCUACUUUUCUUAGACCAUAUUCAUAUUUGAAGCAUGCAUUCAUUUGUCAUUUGUGAAUAGUGGUUUAAAAAUAGUGGUGGUAAAAGACCAGUGUGCGUGUUUGAUGAAAUACCUGGCAUUAGAAAAUUUUUUACAAAAAGUUGUAAGAACAAUACAUUUGCUGGAACUCCAUUGCCUGAUUUCAAUGAUGUUAAUUCUGAUUCUCACCAUUUUAAUUACGAAGGCAACGUUGGUAUGAAAAUAUUUAAGUGUUAACAUGCAAGCAUAUCAACCAACCUAGCUAGCUUUCGUUGUUAUUGUGCUGCAAAUUAAUAAUUUUAUGCAUUAGAUGUUCCUAUACUAAAUCAACAAUACUAUAAUUAAAAAGACAUAAAUGUGAUUUAGUAAAAACGUCAAUUUUUUAGGAUAUUUUCAAGUAAUA